AUAGAAUGCCGGCUGGUCAGGAACGCGAUUUCAUCUAUUUGGACUCGGGUAUUUUUGAGUGAACUCCAAAUCCUGGCUAUACUCAUCUUCGUGCCGAUAGUGAGUUCUCAGUUCCUUCCAGGUUCUCCAAAGACCUUGACCAUAUUUAUCUCUGCGCCAGAUAUCUGCCAUUAUGCAUGAAAUUAUCACAUUACAAUUGGGCCAGCGAGCUAACUACUUGGCUACGCAUUUCUGGAAUUUGCAGGAAUCGUAUUUCACCUACAAUGAAAGUGAAGAGCCUCUAGUUGACCACGAUGUCCACUUUCGCCCCGGUCUUGGGGCAGAUGGCUCAGAGACCUUUACUCCACGAACCUUGAUUUACGAUCUCAAGGGUUCGUUUGGCACCCUUCGGAAAUAUAAUGCCCUUUACGAGCUCAGUGAGGAACUCAAUGGCAUACAAGGCUUGUGGGAUGGUAAAGAAAUAAUACAGCAACAAGCAGCCAUUCCUCAAAGCGCCUAUCAAAAUAGCUUAGAUCAAGGCCUUCCAGCUCCUACUCUUACAACAGAAACCGUUCGCUACUGGUCGGAUUUCAACCGAGUCUUCUACCAUCCAAGGUCCAUCGUUCAGCUGAAUGAUUAUGAGUUGAACUCUACAACAAUGCCUUUCGAGGACUGGGCUGUUGGUGAGGAGCUGUUCAAGGAUCUCGAUAAAGAGCACGAUCUUCUCGACAGAGAUUUGAGGCCUUUUGCUGAAGAAUGCGAUCAAAUUCGGGCCCUUCAACUUUAUACCAGCUCAGAUGAUGCAUGGGGUGGGUUUUCUGCACGAUAUGUUGAUAGGCUUCGCGACGAAUUUGGCAAAAAGAGUAUAUGGGUGUGGGCUAUUGAAAGUGGCGCGAAGGUGCAGCGAUCAAAACAAUUAAAACAAGAAAUGAACCGUGCUCGAUCCGUACAUUCAAUAUCGCCACAGUCUUCUCUUUACGUACCCAUCAUAGAUCCACCCACGAGACUACCGAAUUACGUGAAUAUCGACCCCCAUUCAGAAUGGCAUACUUCGGCACUGAUCUGCUCUGCGAUUGAAUCAAUUACCCUCCCCUCUCGUUUACGUCAGUAUUAUGAUAUCGAAUCUUCCUUGGCCGGUGACGAUGACAUGCGGAGGAUUUUUGAACUACAGUCUAGUAUCAUUCAAGACGGUAGUGGGAAGGGAACAGGAGUCUCCACAGACAGGACCCGAGAUGAAAGUAUCAGCGUGGAAAAGCGCGGUACUCUUAGAAAGGCCGAGUCUCAGUUUGAUAUUGAUUUUACGUACGACAACUUUAAAGGCAAGGAAAUACAUGUCUUUAAUCAGAUAGAAGUCACUCGUGGAAUCUCGGGGAAAGACAGAGAUGAAUCAAAUUGCAAUGAAGACCAAGGAUUUGCUCGCAAACAACGAUUCUACGACUCAGAGCCAGCUUUACAAAGAUUCAACGUGCCCCUCCCAUUCCCAAUUCUCGACAGCUUCCCAGGCCACAUACUGCCGACAUCCCAUCCUGAAGCAGGAGUACAGAUUCUUUCGGCUCUGACCACGUCCUCGCGCACAGCGGAAAGAAUUAGAGCCAUGCAGGUGGCCGCCGGACGCAUCAUAGAGCUCGAUGAAAGGGAGACAAUCUACAAUGGCCUCGGAGAAAUACGCGAAUAUUACGAGUCGGGUUGGAUGAGUGGCUCAGACUCCGACGACGAGUGAGAGGAAAGAAGAUCUGAAGGACUGACCAAGGUCCUUCCACUAACCUUGCAACUCUCGGAUCGGCCAUCGCUAAAUAUUUCACGUUCCGCCAUGGGAGCGAUACCGGGCGUAUCACCCCUUGGUUUAAGAACGAAUAAUUACAGCAUAUUGCAAUAAAUAAAUAACUCGUCUCUUCGUAUCGGCGAUCCACU
This is a messenger RNA of Penicilliopsis zonata CBS 506.65, 1890 nucleotides long. RefSeq lists its product as hypothetical. Gene Ontology annotation, biological process: mitochondrion distribution. The coding region runs from base 173 to 1699 and encodes 508 amino acids. The transcript has 6 exons. NCBI's taxonomy places the organism in Eukaryota, Fungi, Ascomycota, Eurotiomycetes, Eurotiales, Aspergillaceae. The record is from RefSeq and is a predicted model, not a curated record. Gene Ontology annotation, cellular component: cytoplasm.